Candidozyma auris is the source of this 885-nucleotide messenger RNA. RefSeq lists its product as uncharacterized. Bases 1 to 885 code for a protein of 294 amino acids. The record is from RefSeq and is a predicted model, not a curated record. Gene Ontology annotation, cellular component: fungal-type vacuole membrane. Gene Ontology annotation, biological process: basic amino acid transmembrane export from vacuole. The transcript has 2 exons. NCBI's taxonomy places the organism in Eukaryota, Fungi, Ascomycota, Pichiomycetes, Serinales, Metschnikowiaceae.
AUGUUUAGCUACUCCCAAAUGGUGCCCCUCGCCGACACGGUCCCCUCGUGGCGGACGAACGUGUCUGGGCUCAUGGGUUCCACCUCUCUCGCAUGCUGGAUAGUCUUGCUUAUGCCUCAGCUCAUUGAGCAAUGGAGAAUGAAGUCGGCCGAUGGUAUUGCCAUUGGGUUCAUCACUAUUUGGUUCUUGGGUGAUGCUCUCAACUUGAUAGGCGCCUUGUGGGCCGGCUUGCUUCCCGAGGUGAUUUUCUUGGCCGUAUGGUUCUGUAUCGCUGACUUCUUGAUGAUCAUGUCCUACAUUUACUACACCAGGUUUUACCCAAAACACCACAAGAAGAGAAGAUCUAGAAGCUCUCGUGGCAGUCGUGGCAGUCGUGGGAGCCGUGGCUCUCAUGAAGGUGCUCCCUUGUUGAGAAGACGCUCUUCUACUUUGACUGAUAUUGCAAUGGAACCAGAGUAUCACAGUUUUGUCACCAGGUACAUCAUUCCCAUUUUGAUUGUCGUUGGCGCUGGGGUGUUGGGCUUUUUGUUCUCUGACUCUGCUGCUGAUGAUAACAAGAGCCCAAGUAAAAUUGAUGCUGGUCCUCAGAUCGUGGGUUACUUAUCUGCUCUCUUGUACUUGGGUGCACGAAUCCCUCAGAUUCUUCAGAACCACAGAAGGCGCUCUGUGGAAGGCUUGAGCUUGCUCUUCUUCUUGUUUUCCACCUUGGGUAAUCUCACAUACGCCGGCCAGAUCUUAUUCUAUCGCUCAGACUCCCAGUAUAUUGUGUUGAAUUUGAGCUGGCUUUUGGGCUCUUUGGGGACCAUUCUUGAGGACUGUGUCAUAUUCUUGCAAUUUUACAUAUACAAGGAUCAUCAUAAUCACAUGGAAGCUGUUUCUUCAUGA